Daucus carota subsp. sativus is the source of this 893-nucleotide messenger RNA. RefSeq lists its product as uncharacterized. The transcript has 3 exons. The record is from RefSeq and is a predicted model, not a curated record. The coding region runs from base 152 to 715 and encodes 187 amino acids. NCBI's taxonomy places the organism in Eukaryota, Viridiplantae, Streptophyta, Magnoliopsida, Apiales, Apiaceae.
AAUUUAUUUUAGAAAUUAUCUCAGCCUCAUAACUGUAUUUCAGACACACGUAAUCUAACUAGAUCCUACUAAAACCCAGCAUCCACAACUGCAACAACUCAAACUAGGGAUAAUCAAGAAUUCAAAGCCCUUGUUGUACUUUUGAUCAAACAUGUCCUUUGCUUCAUCACAGCAAAGCUUUCUAAUUAACUCCCUUUCUUCAACUCACUACCCCUUAUCAAAAACCUCAUUAAUAACUCCCAAUAAAUCCAUCUUCAUCUCUUGCAAACAUAAACCAAGUGAUUCCACUGCUUCCAUCAGGAAAAGUUAUGAGGAGAAGUUGGGAAAAUUGGCAAUGGUGACAUUGGCAGCUGGGAUUUUGACACUGGGUACAUUUGAUCCAGCAUUAGCUGCCAAGUCUGGUGGUCGAGUUGGUGGUCAGGCGUUUCGGUCGUCUCGACCGGCAGCUCCUCCCCGUGCAUCAUCACCAAGAACUAAUAAUUCAAGGACCAAUAUUUAUAUCAACCCCCCUGUGGCUCCACCACUCAGUGGGUAUGGGUACGGGUAUGGCUAUGGUGGAUAUGGUUGGUCACCUUUUUCGUUCUUUGCACCUGGUCCUAGUGUCGCUGUUGGAAUUGGAGGGGGGUUUGAUACUUUAGCUUUCUUUCUGUUUCUUGGUGCCGGGGCUGCUGUUGUAAGACGAUUAUUUAGAUCAAGAGAUGAUGAUGAUUACUAGUAAAGCAUAUAACUACCUGAGACUUAUUUGCCAUAGAUGAUCUAUAGAACUGGACACAUUAUUAAAUCAUUGUAAAAGAAAUUAUAUUUAUGUAACAAUUGUUAUUCUGUACAUGGCAUUUCUGUAACAGUUGAUGAUAUUCAAGUGUAAUAUCAGAAAACAGCUGUGGGUUCAGUCA